Messenger RNA from Drosophila ficusphila, 1200 nucleotides. It is a transcript of the gene Gr59e, whose product is annotated as putative gustatory receptor 59e. Gene Ontology annotation, biological process: sensory perception of taste. Gene Ontology annotation, cellular component: membrane. Lineage: Eukaryota; Metazoa; Arthropoda; Insecta; Diptera; Drosophilidae. The record is from RefSeq and is a predicted model, not a curated record. The coding region runs from base 1 to 1200 and encodes 399 amino acids. The transcript has 3 exons.
AUGAACAGUUCGUUUUGGGAGAAUCUUUUUCUGACCAUAAACAGAUUUCUCGGUGUAUCUGCAAGUGGAAGAUCAGGAGUCCUUCGAUGGAUCCACUCUCUUUGGUGCAUCUUUUUGAUGAUUUACGUUUGGAUUGGAAGCAUUUACAAGUGCGUGGAUUUUAGAGGAGAGAUGCCCACCAUCGAAAAAGUGCUCUACCAAAUGGAAAUCCCGGGAAACAUGGCAUGUGUUGCCUUUCUGGUUUAUCAUGCUGUUGUAAAUCGUCCCUGUUACCAGAAUAUGGAGUUUCAGGUGCAACGUUUGAUCUCCGGACAUGAUGCCAAAGCUAUUCGGGAUAUUUACAAGAGACAAGGUCGGAGAACUCUCAGUAUAACGUCGAUUACCAUAGCUUUCCACAGUUUAUGUGCCUUAAUGGAUAUUUUAUACUAUAGCUUUGAUUUCUGGACCACUUUUAUAAGUAAUAGUGUCUAUAAUCUGCCAGCUUUAAUGCUGAGUCUUGGAAUUCUCCAAUACGCUCUUUCUGUGCACAAGCUUUAUCUUCUAUUGGACCAGAUGAGGAUUAAAUUGGAGGAGCUAAAGUUGCGUCAGAGACCAACUCAGGAAAUAACCAAAUUGGAUGCUCGAUAUGAGUCCGCUUUUGCUUUUUUAGUGGAUGCUGGAGGUGGUUCCAGUAAAUUGAUUGAAGAAAUGCGAUCAAAUUGCAACUUAAUCGAAAUGAUCCACAAGGAGUUGCUAUCCAAAUUUGGAAUUUUUUUGGUGUUAAAUUUUUUGAAUUCUUUGAUCAGUGUUUGUGUGGAGCUCUACUUAGUUUUUAACUUUUUCGACAAUCCUCAAUGGCAAGAGUCUAUAUUGCUAAUGUAUAGGUUGCUUUGGUUGGUCCAACAUGGAGGAAGAAUAUGGUUUAUUCUAGCAGUCAACGAACAGAUCUUGGAGCAGCAAUGUAACCUCUUUCAGUUGCUCAAUGAAUUGGAGGUGUGUAGUUCCCACCUGGAAAGCACCAUUAAUCGCUUUUUGUUGCAACUCCAGACGAGUUUAGGUCAACCCCUGGCAGCCUGUGGAAUCGUGACACUGGACACACUUUCACUGGGAGGGUUUAUCGGAGUUCUGAUGGCCAUUGUCAUAUUCCUCAUUCAAAUCGGUCUGGGCAAUAAAUCGCUAAUGGGUGUUGCCCUCAACAGAUCCAGUUGGGUUUACGUUUGA